This is a messenger RNA of Clupea harengus (Atlantic herring), 3114 nucleotides long. Its product is annotated as lymphotoxin-alpha-like. Gene Ontology annotation, biological process: immune response. Gene Ontology annotation, molecular function: tumor necrosis factor receptor binding. The record is from RefSeq and is a predicted model, not a curated record. Gene Ontology annotation, cellular component: membrane. Lineage: Eukaryota; Metazoa; Chordata; Actinopteri; Clupeiformes; Clupeidae.
AAAAGCACUACACGAACACUGCAAAUGUAAGUGAAUAAAUAAAUAAGCAUUAAACUCAAUCGCGUGGAUAUAGGCAUAUUGGAAUAGAGUGGACACAUUCUGCAACUACUGGUGAAGUUAGGUCUGCGUUUAAUCCACCGGUGCUUGUAUUCCGCUUUGACAUGAUUUUGAUCAGUCUGAAGUUGAUUUCGCGUUGCUGUGGAGUCUGUGGAUUGUGCACACGUCUCUUUCAGUUGCAUGCCUCAAAGGACGUUUGUUUCUUACUCAUUUUUGCUAGUUUGCAGGCUUGUUUUUUUUUAGUAAAGUAUCAAGUGACCGAGACAAGUGUCUUGACGUGUCAAAAGGCACAGGCGAAUGUUACGUCGGGGAAAAUCUGGUCGUUUUUCAAAAUAAAACAGACUCUAAUAAUUAAUACAACGGAACGCGGCCCGGUGGUUGGGGACCACUGCCUUACUACACCUGUUAUUUGUUUUUCAUUUCCUGUUUGCUAUUUGAUGUAGAUACCUGUAGGUUUAUAGAUUAACCUUUUGGCUACCUACGCCCAUGUGGGGGCUUGUCAAACUCUCUCUCUCUCUCCCUUUCUCUCUCUCUCACACACACACACGCAUGCAGGCGCGCACAGACACGCCCACACACUCUCUCUCAAUCAUAUGCUACUUGGUUACUUCAACAAUAGAUUUAUGUUUAUGACUUCAACUGCCACUCUUACUACAACGGAAGUACCACACCUCGAACGCCUAUGCAUUGCACUGUCCCAAAGUACUAAUAAAGUUUUAAGGGAUUAAGUCUUAACGUCUCCUAAAAAUGUAAACCCUCCUUUACGAUGUUUACGAUGUGUUUAGGGGUUGUUUAAUCUCACACAGGCUCAGAGCGUAGCCUACGUGCUAGUUUCCUGACUACUUGCCUGCUGUCUUUGCAAUGUCCAAAUUGACAUUUUGCCAGGUGACGAAACUAUCGCCAUUUCGUCACCGCUUGUUCUUUGAUGUCGAGCUGGUAUGUGCCUGGCUUCAAGUAGGCUAUACUUCCGCAGACACAGGUGCGUUUACGUAUCCGAAUCCACCCAUGCAGUAGUGUAUUUCAACUGUUCAUUUUGGGGCGUACACGACCAUGUGUAAUGAAUAAAAGCCGGGAGGCUGGAACUGAUUUCCAAAUAGAGGGCGCAGAUGGAUAUGGAGGUCCAAAUGCUUUCAGGAGAAAACAACUGGAGUGACAGAAUGGAUCACAGAUCGGUGCCGACCCGCAGUGAAAUGAAUCGGAAAAUAUGUCUCUCUUUAACAGCAGUUGUUAUGUUAAAUGCAUUAACAUGCUCAGUGGUAGUCGUUUAUGUCCUUGGUACACAGGCAAAGGCAUCGCCUGCAGAGGAAUUAUCAGACCAGUUCGUCCCGAUGGCGCAAAGGGACAUGGGGCCAGCAGAAACCACUAAAACUAACUCUAAACCUUAUGCGGACCUUCAAGUUUCCGGUUCACUGAAUGAAGAAGGAAUUCUCGGCUGGACACAGAAGAGAGGAAAGCUCCGCAUGGAUUACAACUCCAGCGAAGGAAGCCUGCUCAUACCAGAGAACGGAUUCUAUGUCAUCUACCUGCAGGUGUCCUACCGUUCCAUAGAGAACAUGGAUUGCAGCAGCAAGCAGCAGCAGAUGGGCAGCAGCAAGUUCCUGAGCCAUGAAAUAAGGACACUGAGUAAGAAAUACAGCUUCCAUCCACAGCCCAUCAUCGCUGCUUUGGAGACAGUGUCCUGCAAAGAGGAACCCUGGUGGAAAACUAUGCACAGCAAUGCCAGGGUGUAUUUGGACAAGGGGGAAAAGCUGCAGGUGAAGCUCAGCCCUAAGACUUUCAAACUGCUGGAUAUGGGAGGAAAACCUUGGACAAAAACAUUCUGGGGAGUGUACCUUGACAGCAACGUCAAUUAGGUGCCCCUUUGUUUGGAGGGUUUUAUUUUGAGUAUAGGUCGAAAUGUACAUUAUUUGUAUAGUUAUUAAUGUAUUGUGUAGAGACCAGAUGUACCAAGGGAAGAUGCUGUUCUGGAGAUGCCUGAUUGUAUGCAGUGGUGCACCUGAAUUGGGUAAUCUUUCUAUGUUGGUGAAACCCAGCAACAAUGGCAUUUUCUAUCUGAACUUACUGGGAAAGUAAGUUCCUGAAAGUCUCUGCGAACCAGCAUGGUUGCAGCAUGCACACAUGUGUCUGUGUGUGUGUGUGUGUGUGUGGCAGGCAACCCACAUGACUCACAGCAAUCUAGAUCUGUCAACAAUCUACAAACAGUGAUCUCAGGAAGGGUAAUUUACUAUUCACAUACCACGGUUAUUGUCUACUGCUAUUACCAUGGUCCAUAUCUGGUACAAGGAGUGUCAUUUGUUGUGCCUGGCUGUGAGUGUCCUGCCUGGCCCCUAAGGUUGUGAGGUUUGCCUUUUGUAAGGCAGAAAAUGCUCUAAACAUGAUCAAAUCUGCAAAAUUGACUCCAGAAGGCCAAAGGGCAUCUUUUCAGAGGACCUCUCUGUGAUCCCCUCACACCAAAAGACCUCCAUUGUGUGUAUUCACAGCAACCCUCAUGCAUUGAGUGCCAGCGGAUCUAUUAGCAUGGCCUGGCCACGGUUUUUCUAAUUACCACACCCUGCAUUCAUAACACCUGCUACAACCUCACCCAUUGUCAUAGAGAGAACCUAAGGAUGUGUUUGACAUCUAAGUUAGGUGCAAAUGUAUAUGAAUGUAGUAUAUACAUGUUUGGUCUUUCAUUUAUCCUUGUGGUGUGAGCAGCAGUCUGAUUGUGGUUUCAGUAAAUUCUGAAGUACCUGUCAUAGUUGUAUUAUUUGAAUAGAGUUUUUACUUUAGUUCUGCAUAUUAAUAAGCUUCCAGGACACCUCUGCACUAUAAGGGUUACUAGAGCCAAAUGGCAUAGUCUUAAGACACAGGACAAUACCAUUGGAUUGAUGGUGGAAAUGUAUGUAAAUGGAGAUAAGGGUACUUAACUAACCAUUUUAAGAUAUUUGGGCUCUAAUUCACUCUAACUCUUUCUCUCUGACUCUCUCUCUCAAACUCUUUAUCUGACUCUCUCUAUCUAUCUCUUUCUCUGACUCUCUCUCUCUCUAACUCUUUCUCUGACUCUCUCUCUUUCUCUCU